CAUCAUUGUACUGGGAGGCAGCAUAUCCUCAGUUGUGCUCCUACCCUAAGGAUAUACAGAAGCACCAGAGGCUCACUGGUGCAGAAGACAUUGUUUUUUCACCUCCUUUGGAAGCUGAUUUGACCUUGCAAGAUGGACAUGCGUGUAGCGAGCAUCCUCCUCCUUGUGGUGACCCUGACGGCCGCCCAUGGAGAGCGGUACGUGGUGAAGAAGAUGGUGAAGGCCGCCCCUCAGUAUCAGCCCUACUCUGUGAAGAGCCAUGUGGUGUCCGUGCCUGGUGAGCCCGGCCCUGCAGGUGAGCCCGGCCCUGAGGGACCUGCUGGCCCUCCUGGCCCCCCAGGUGAGAGCGCCGAAGGCCUGUCUGGACCCGAGGGACCUCCAGGAUCUCCUGGAGCUCCUGGCCGCUCCAUUUCUGGAAAACCUGGAUCCCCUGGUGGACCUGGCAAACCUGGCAGCCCUGGACAACAUGGUGAGAAAGGUGACACUGGAGCCCAUGGCUCUCAGGGACCUAGGGGAGCACCAGGUUCUCCUGGAACCCCCGGCCCCGCUGGCCUCUCUGCUUCUGGAAAGCCUGGAUCUUCAGGUCUUCCUGGAUCAAUGGGACCUAGAGGAGAGUCUGGUCUGAAGGGACACCCAGGUAUCCCUGGACUGCCAGGUACAAAGGGAGAUAGAGGGGUGGGAGCUCCUGGACCACAGGGUGAGACAGGACCUGAAGGACCUAUGGGCCAAUCAGGUGAACCAGGUGCUGCUGGAGUUGGAAAGCCAGGAAGGACAGGUGCCCCCGGAGAGUCAGGAAAGCCAGGUAGCUCAGGUAGAGAUGGUGCCACUGGUCCCAUGGGACCACAGGGACCUAAGGGACACACUGGUGCCGCAGGUGUAGGUAUGCCAGGUAAACCAGGCGAUAAUGGUGCCCCAGGUAUGCCCGGUCCAGUUGGCUCUAAAGGCCAUCAAGGACCUGCUGGUGCCACUGGUGCCCCUGGAGUCCCAGGAUAUGGAAAGCCAGGUGCAAAUGGAGAGAAGGGAGAGAGGGGAGCCACAGGUGGCACUGGUGCCACAGGUUCAAAGGGAGAGCAAGGUCAUACAGGUUAUACUGGUGCCACUGGUGCUACUGGUGCUACUGGUCCUGUUGGACCUCAGGGUGAGAGAGGUUUCGCAGGUGAAUCUGGUGCUGCUGGCUCUAAAGGUGACACAGGUGCAACUGGAGCUCAGGGAUCUAAGGGAAACAAGGGAGAUCAGGGAGUGCAAGGUUUCCAAGGUAAACAGGGUUACCCAGGUGCUGCUGGUCCUCCUGGACCCAGAGGUGCCAGUGGAGCGACAGGCAACAAAGGUGAUGGAGGUGCCCCAGGUACCCCAGGUUCCCCCGGUAUUCCAGGCCCUGCUGGACCCAAAGGUCUUCCUGGCCGUGCAGGUGAGCCAGGUGCUUCUGGUUCUGAUGGUGCUGCAGGUAGCAGAGGCUCUGGUGGUCCUCAAGGUCCUGCUGGUACUCCCGGCCUUAAGGGACACCCAGGUCUCCCUGGUGCCCCUGGCCCUUCUGGGUUGGCUGCUAAGGGUAUCCCCGGACCACAGGGUCCCCCUGGCCUGCCUGGUGAUUCUGGUGCUGAUGGAGAAUCUGGCCCAGCUGGACCUCCUGGUGCCCCAGGUCCCCCUGGUGAGGUUAUGUUUGAGAAGGGCAAAGGCUACGGUGAGGUCAUGGUCAAGUCCCCCAUGUCUGCUUUCACUGCUUCUCUGGCCACCCCUUACCCUGCUGCUGGCAGCCCCAUUAAGUUUGACCAGAUAGUGUACAAUGCUGAGAAUCACUAUGACCCUGAAUCUGGCAUUUUCACUUGCCAGAUUCCCGGAGUUUACUAUUUCGCCUACAGCAUCCAUGUCAAUGGAGCCAAUGCUCUGGUUGCUCUGUACAAGAAUGGCCAGCCUGUUAUGUUCACUUAUGAUGAGUACAGCAAGGGCUUCCUGGACCAGAUGUCCGGCAGUGCCGUCCUCUUGCUCGACGAGCAGGACACAGUUUACAUCCAGAUCCCCGAUGAUGAGGCCAAUGGUGUCUUUGCGGCCGAAAAUGUCCACUGCUCUUUCUCUGGGUUCCUCAUUGCUUCAACGUGAUAGGUUGAUACAAUAGUUCCCAAAAGCCAACCAACUAAAUUUGCAAUCUAUUUCUCAAAUUAAAGUAAACUCCCUGUUAAAUUUCCCUCAACCAAACAGACAGGCAGUUAACAGUUCUUUGAGGAGUAGUAGCAUCUCGACUUGAAAUCUACAAGAAAUGGGUGCUUAGAGGAAGGAAAACUAAUUUAUGAAAACAGGUGAUCAGGGAUGGGGGAAGCAAUCCACAAAGGUACCAGUGAGCUUUUGUAAUGGAGACAGCAUGUGAAAUGGAGGCGUUACAACUGUGUUGUGUCAUGACUUUUUCUCUCUGUUUCUUUUAUACUGACUUCAACUGCUUAGACUUAAUUAAGUGUUUGUCUGUUUCUUUGUUUGUUUUUGUACAACCUUGUUUUUUGUUCGGAUGACCAAUAAUCUUCAAAAGUACACAAAUACUGUCUGUGCAACAUGUUGUAACUGUUGUCCUUGUACAUGACCUGGAUAUUGUGAAAUGGUGACGGUCAAAUUGAUCGUUAUGAUGAAAUAAGUCAGUCCAAUUCUGUCAUACAAACAGCAUUUGUUUAACAUCAACAUCGUUAUAUCCCUGAACAAGCAUUAUGUCAUGUAAAGCAUAGUGACCAAAAAUAAAAGAUGUCUUAACAAA
This is a messenger RNA of Hippoglossus stenolepis (Pacific halibut), 2737 nucleotides long. It is a transcript of the gene col10a1a, whose product is annotated as collagen, type X, alpha 1a. The coding region runs from base 133 to 2097 and encodes 654 amino acids. The transcript has 3 exons. Lineage: Eukaryota; Metazoa; Chordata; Actinopteri; Pleuronectiformes; Pleuronectidae. The record is from RefSeq and is a predicted model, not a curated record. Gene Ontology annotation, molecular function: protein binding.